Molecule: messenger RNA, 2034 nt
Organism: Linum trigynum
Lineage: Eukaryota; Viridiplantae; Streptophyta; Magnoliopsida; Malpighiales; Linaceae
Source: the annotation of a GenBank genome assembly
CUACAACCUAUAGUCUGCAGCUAUGAAAGAAAAGAAGCCAUUGACGAUCUCGAAUGGCCUGGUUCCAGCAUAAGCAUCAACCUCAAACCAGCACCCCCCAUCCGUCUCGUUCAGAGGAGAAGGUCAAUGGAGAUUUGCAGAUUGAUCUUAUGUACCAUGGGAAUACUGAUCUGUUACUAGACUUCAACUGCAUUUUAGCUCAGAUCGUCCAUGGCAAUCUGUAUCGCGAAGAACUGAUCUCGAGUAGCUUUGAGAUAGAUCAGAAAACAACAAAAGGUCUCACCUUUUCAUUUUUUGGGGGGCUGCUGAGAUCGACAUGGAAAUGGGUUUUCCUCAAUUUGGUACUUGGUAGUGGUGUGAAACAAGAAGAGAUGAAGACCGAUCGAGCAGCAUCCGACUUGGGAAUUGGAUCGCGUUUGUUGUGUAAUGACAGUGUCGAAAUGUGAAGUUUGCUAAGGGAGCGAUACGUAUGGAUCGAUAUAUACCAUAGUUGGGAAUGGUUUGUCUGUGAGAUAGAAACUUUUCGAUUCGUCGUUGUGUAUAAUGUGGUAUAGUUAUUGCAGGUUGCAGGAUAAUAGAUAUCAGAGGGCAAGUUUUUGUGUUGUUUCAACUUGUUUGAUAUUAGGGUUUGAUCACUCAUAAGACAUUUUUCUAUUCUCAAUCUGAUAUGGCCACAGUGAUUUGUAUUCGUUACUCAUUGUUAGCUAGUCGUUACAUCUCUUUGGAUAUGGCAAAAGUCAAUCCAUGGAGGAACAAGUUGAUUGAUGAUUCACAUAACUUAAUUCAUAUACAUGCUCAAACUUAAUCAUAUACAUGUAAUUAAGGGUCAUACAACAAAAUAUAAUAGAAAGCAAUGUCUGGAUAGGUUUUAUUUUUGUUACUUCUGGUUUUCUUCUCUUCUUUCCAAUAUGAUCCCAGAGGACUUCCCUCCUCUUCAAUGACAGACAAUAUCUAUCAGCCACAAAAUCAACAAAUUUAUCAGACAUGUAUGAUUCAUUUACCACAAUGAAAUCUAUCGUUUCAAUAGAAAGUUCAUGUCAUUUUUAUUUAAUAGUUUUGAAUAAGGACUCGUGUCAAAAUCGAAAUGAAAACAUUCGCGCCAAUCAAAUAAGAGGGGAAAUAUAUGUCGAUCAAAACUCAAAAGAUGACAAUAUUGAAGUAAUUUUUAUUUGCAGUAACUAUGAUUCCGAUCGAUAAAUCACAGUACAAAUUUGGUUUGUAUCUAACUGUACCAACAAAUACGAUAGAGAUACUGAAGAAAAAUUAAUAAUUUAUUAUCUGGGGUUUUGUCCUCGCCAAUCUUAUUUCUAAAGAUGAGCAGCCAGAGGAAACAAUUUUUCCUAAAAACUUGCCAAAUGAAAGAAAAUAAACUUUAACUAUUAAAUAGAUUAGCUAGAGAAUUAUCCAUGAUAACGAUUCUAAUAGGUAAUUCUCACCAUUUACUCUCAAAUUCUCAAAACUCCAAUCUCUUCUCAUUCCAGAGCUCCUUACCAACUUUGGCUGGCCACCAUCCGAAUUGAAAGCAAUUGGCGCACUACUAUUUACUCGUUGAGAAUGAUUUUUCAUCAUCUUUGGAAUUUUCUCAUACUCUCUAUCUGAGUCCGUCCUCAUCAAAGGUUGACAAGUUAGACAAUUUAAACUCAUCUUUGCCUAUAUACCAAGAGGGGAUAAAUACAAUUUUACAAUUAAUUCUCCCUCGAUAACUUUUUGUUCCCUCACUUUAAACUUUGAUCCUGAUCUCCAAAUCCUUCUUCCCCAAGAAAAUUGAACAAUAAUUUAAGUUCUUAAUUUUCUUGGGGAAUUUGAUUUGGAAAGGAAAUCAAAAGAAUUUUGAGAGAGAUCAUUCACCACCUUUUUCUUUAGUGCGUGGAAGAGGUAAUGUAACACAAUUUAAGGCUCUCAUAAAAGUCAAUUUAGGGUUAAAAACAGAAGUUGUAAGUUUGAAAUUUGUUAUUUUUGAAAAAAAAAAUACCAUAUUUGAAAAAAUUAGUAUGUUGGUGUUUUAGUUGUUGCCAAUGAAAUCCGGUGUUAGUU